AUGCCCGAAAGGUAUGGAGAUUACCAGUCCGUCAUCUAUGGCCGUGGGGCUAUAGAAAGCGUUCAGCCGAAUGUCACGACAGACCCUCGGCUUCUCGAGGAACAGGCCCGCAAGGCUCUGGGUGCCCGAUCCUUUAAUUAUGUCGCUGGAGGGGCCGGUGAAAAGGCUACCAUGGACAGCAAUCGGCUGGCGUUUCGCCAAUGGAAACUUAUUCCCAGAAUGUUGAGACCGGUGGAUAACCAGGACCUGUCAGUAGAGCUCUUUGGCCACAAGUAUCCGAACCCAGUCUUGAUGGCACCUGUCGGUGUCCAGAGUUUAUUCCAUGAGGAUAAAGAGACGGGUCUAGCCGAAUCAUGUGCAGACGUCGGAGUGCCGUAUACUCUCAGCACGGCCAGUACUAGCUCCAUUGAAGAGGUGGCCGAGGCCAAUGGGGACGGAAACCGAUGGUUUCAACUCUACUGGCCGCAAGAUGAUGACGUCACGCUCUCACUUCUGAAGCGCGCCAAAGACAAUGGCUUUUCUGUUCUCGUAGUCACUUUGGAUACUUGGUCCCUUGCCUGGCGACCGGCCGAUCUGGACAAUGCUUUUGUCCCAUUCAUCAAAGGUGUUGGCAACCAAAUCGGCUUCUCUGACCCGGUGUUUCGUGCAAAGUUCGAGAAGGAAUCCGGCUCUAAACUAGAAGAAGAUAUUGUCGGAGCAUCUCGGGCGUGGACCUCUGACGUGUUCCCUGGCCGGCCUCAUACGUGGGAGCACAUCUCUUUCCUACGGAAGAAUUGGGAUGGGCCAAUCGUUCUGAAAGGUAUUCAGCAUGUAGAGGAUGCAAAGCUUGCUCUCACAGCUGGAUGUGACGGUAUCGUUGUUUCUAACCAUGGAGGCCGACAGGUGGAUGGUGCCAUUGGUUCAUUGGAUAUGCUUCCUGAGAUAGUGGAAGCCGUUGGUGACAAGAUGACGGUCCUAUUCGAUUCCGGGAUCAGGCUGGUGCAGACGUCGUGAAAGCUCUAUGUUUAGGAGCCAAGGCAGUGUUUGUAGGCAGACCUGUAAUAUACGGACUUGCAAUCAAUGGAAAAGAGGGAGCCAAAUCUGUGAUGAGAGGACUGCUGGCAGAUCUGUGGCAGACCAUGAGUCUGUCCGGUAUCUGCACCGUCGCCGAAUGUACUCGAGAUAGAGUCAGGAAAGUCCAGCACCCAGGAGAUGUGAAGGCUAUGAUGUGAUCAGACACCACAAUUAUUAUUGGGCUGUAUAGUGACUUGUCAUAAGAUCAUGUUCUUCCUCGGCCACGAGAUUGGCG
Molecule: messenger RNA, 1288 nt
Organism: Aspergillus nomiae NRRL 13137
Lineage: Eukaryota; Fungi; Ascomycota; Eurotiomycetes; Eurotiales; Aspergillaceae
Exons: 4
Coding region: 1-993 (330 amino acids)
Molecular function (GO): FMN binding; oxidoreductase activity
Source: RefSeq, a predicted model, not a curated record